This is a messenger RNA of Phoenix dactylifera (date palm), 1724 nucleotides long. RefSeq names its product protein RETARDED ROOT GROWTH, mitochondrial-like. The record is from RefSeq and is a predicted model, not a curated record. Lineage: Eukaryota; Viridiplantae; Streptophyta; Magnoliopsida; Arecales; Arecaceae.
AUAUCCUUAUAAAUAUUUUGGUGUGCAUUCUUACUUAUUAAAAGUAGCUCAAUUAUUUUUAAUUUAAACUACUAAUUUUUUUGGCGGCAUUAAUUAUUUUUAAAAAAUAUUUAUAUAAAUUUUAAUAUUUAAAAGGAUAAUUACUAAAAAAGGCUCUGAAAAAAAAGAAGAAGAAAGCCUCAUGUUUUCGUUUCUCUUCCCUCCGCUUCCCCUUCCCCUUCUUCGUCCGUCUCCGCGGCCAAUGUGACGUCCUUCCAUUUCUCUUGCGCGAUAUGCCUCUCUGGAAAACCCGCUGCUCCUCCUCCUCCUCUUCUUCUGCUUUACCAUUCGAGAAGCAUCUCAAGUCCAUGCUCUACUCCUCCUCCUCCCUCUCCUUUUAUUACUCCCACCCUCUCCCCAAAACCCUCCACCGCCGCUCCUUCCGAACCCUAGCCUCCGCCCCCCCUCUCUUCUCCUCCUCCGCCGCCGCCUGCCGCCCCUUCAUCCUCUCCGCCCUCCUCCACCGGCCGCGCCCGCACCGCCUCCCCCGUCUCCUCUUCCUCGCUUCCUUCCACCCCGCCCCGAGGGCCUUCUCCUCGGCCUCCUCCGGCCAGGAGCUCGAGUGGCGCGAGGGCCACCACCUCCAUCAGCCGCCGCAGGAGAAUCACUUGCUCUCACCAUCGGCGCCGUCCUGCUUCGAUGAUGACGAUAAUGGCGGCUACCGGGACCACCUCCUCGAGCUCCAGCAGGAGAAGCAGAGCCGCUUCAUCCCCGUCAAGGCCUACUUCCUCUGCACCAGUAUUGAUUUGAGAAACCUGCAGUCUCAGAAUGCUCUCAAUGUCAUCCCCCCGAACUCUCGCGCCACCAACUAUGUGGUUCUCCGAUACUACGAUGUUAAGGGCGAUCCUCAAGGUCUGGAAGUUGCUUUUGGAAAUGAGAGUAAUUGCCAUUAUAUGGUAGUUUUUCAGUAUGGUUCAGUUGUGUUGUUUAAUGUUUCUGAUCAUGAGGCUGAUGGGUAUCUGAAGAUUGUUGAGAAACAUGCAUCAGGUUUGCUGCCAGAGAUGAGAAAGGAUGAUUAUGCGGUAGUGGAAAAACCAACUCUAGAGACGUGGAUGCAAGGUGGGCUUGACUACAUAAUGCUUAAGAAUCUGAGCAUAGAUGGUAUUCGCACCAUUGGAAGUGUUCUUGGUCAAAGUAUUGCUCUAGAAUACUAUAUUCGGCAAGUUGAUGGAAUGGUAGCAGAAUUUACAGAUAUCAACCGUGAGAUGGAGAAAACUGGUACUUUUACCAUGAAGAGGAAAAAACUUUUUCAGUUGGUUGGGAAGGCAAACUCUAACUUAGCAGAUGUUAUUCUAAAACUCGGGCUUUUCGAGAGGUCUGAUAUUGCUUGGAAGAAUGCAAAUUAUGCCCAGAUAUGGGAAUAUCUUCGGGAUGAGUAUGAGCUUACCCAGAGAUUCGGAAGCCUGGAUUUCAAAUUGAAGUUUGUUGAGCACAACAUUCGCUUCCUCCAGGAAAUUCUUCAGAAUAGGAAAUCCGUUUUCUUAGAAUGGUUAAUCAUUAUUUUGAUUAGUGUGGAGAUCCUGAUUUCUAUCUAUAACAUUGCUCGUCGUUCGCUAUGAUACAAAAGCCUUCCAAUAACAUUAUAAAAUAAAUGGUGAUAGAAAUUUAAAUUUCUUGUGUUCCUUGGUUUCAUAUCUCCUGACUACUUAAAAUUUAUCAGAAAAGGGGCUUUAUCUUGGUUCUUU